Messenger RNA from Dothidotthia symphoricarpi CBS 119687, 1390 nucleotides. Its product is annotated as mitochondrial ribosomal protein. The record is from RefSeq and is a predicted model, not a curated record. Gene Ontology annotation, cellular component: mitochondrial small ribosomal subunit. The transcript has 2 exons. Gene Ontology annotation, molecular function: structural constituent of ribosome. NCBI's taxonomy places the organism in Eukaryota, Fungi, Ascomycota, Dothideomycetes, Pleosporales, Dothidotthiaceae. Bases 439 to 1191 code for a protein of 250 amino acids.
GGGCGGCGAGUGCACAGCGCUCUUGGAGAAGCUACGUGUGGCCGUCCUGGUGUGGCGGGCGGGCCAUAGGAAGGCGAGGAACGGGCGGGCGUGGGCGUUGGUGGAGAGCGCGGAGGUGCAGCUGGACCGGUCGAGGGUGCGAAAGAGGGACAUGAGAGGGCGGGCAUGGUGUCAGCGGGAGCCUCGGGAGAUGCUGAACAUGGAUGGGACGGAUGUGUGAUGCUCAGAAGAGGCCCAUGGAGGGGUCGUGGCUUGGGUGCGGCGGAGGAGCGCGAGGGGAGAGCUGCGCGUCGAUGCUGCGAAAUUUCGACCUUCUAGCAUGCCAAGCCUCACUUCCGCGCUCUCUCCACGGCCCAUUGCGUUGCGCCCUCGACGCUCGUCGCUCUGCCUCCCACGCCCGAUCAGAUGCUACCCCGCGCAUAACACACAUCAUCCACCAUGGGCCGCCAGGACUUCCGCCCUCUCCGCGUGCGCCAGGCCGCAAAAGCCCUGUACGACGCCAAACGCAUACCAGCCCUGCCCGAAUGGUAUAAUGUCAUCGGCAACAUUCCGCCCGGCGAGACGCUGGCCCGUCCCGUCCUCCGGGCCCCCAAGACGCGCAGCACCAAGAAAGCCAGCAAGCUGUUCAAGCCGCUGCCCAUUGUCUACGCCGAAGACAAGCUGCGCUCAGACUUCUUCGGCGACCACCCGUGGGAGCUGGCACGGCCGCGAUUAGUAGUAGAAAACACCGGGAAUGACGCAAAGGGCUACGACUGGAGCAAGAUUGCCCAGCCGGGGAAGCAGAUGGACGGCGAGAGCGUCAUCCAACGCCAGAUGUGGCUCAUGAAGCACCGCUCCCUCUCCAAAGCCUCCGCCUACGACAUGGCCCGCCGCGAAUUCUACCAGCACCGCCACCUGUCCGAGAUCCGCCAGCGCAUCGCCAAAGAAGAGGCCCUGCAUGUUGGGGCAUACUUCGGCAAGGGCCCGCUCGAGAUCGGCAUGGGGCUCGAGGACCGCACAUGGGAGAGCUGGAAGGUCUGGGCCGCCAAGCAGAUCGAGGACGAGCAGUCGGUGCGCGCGCAGAUGUUCUCGGGGCCGGGGAAUGAGGCCGAGAGCACUGAUGGCGAUUUGAGUGCUGCUGAAUACGACAACGCCGUUAAGGAGUUGGGGAGUGCGCAGGCACCGGCAGGGGGAGCGCCGUCGCUUACAUGAGGGGGCUGAUAGUGUAUGAGAAAUGUAAAUAUACCAUCGAGGCAGGUUUGGAGCCUCCAUUGGACAUGUGAGGGUUAUUAAGGAAUUAAUCCUCCACUUUCUCCUCCCAACAUGACAAUUCGAACAGCGAAUUCCUUCCUCCAUAAAAUCUACAAGUCACACUUCCUAACCCUAGCACAGCUAUUCCAGCACACAAGAA